AUGCAAAAGUAUCCAAAUCAAACGAUUAUAUGUGAAUGUGCGACAGGUUUAGUAGAGGAAGAUGAUGGAGAGGUGUUCAAGGUGAAGAAGUCUAAGCAGAGCAGCCGACUCGCUAAGCGGCGCGAGAAGGAACGCCGGCGGCCUGACGGUGAUAAUAACAAAUAUGACCAUACCCUUUAUGAGGAAAAUGAGAAAAUGGACGUAACGGAGAACAACCACGAGAAGCCGAAAAAGAAAAAAGUGUCUCUAGAAGGGCUGAUCCUGUCUGGACGAGAGGCAUUAGCAGCGGAUGGGGCGGGGGACAUUUCUGAUGAAGAGCAGAGCGGGGACGAAGAAGACAAUAGGGGGUUCCACCAGUACCGCGCGGAAUCGGUUCGGGCCGCGCUGGCGCCCGGCGUGAUCCCCGAUGCGGCGCUCAUCCACGCCGCUCGCAAGUCCCGACAGCAGGCUCGCGAAUUAGGCGACUUCGUGCCGAUAAAGCCAACUGAAGUGCCGGGGUCGCGGUUGGUGCGCGAUGACGGCUCCGGGGACGAAGACGAGGGCCGGAUUGAGGUCCGCGGCUUGGAAUUACCCAGUGACAAGCCUAAGCGUGGCACUGCUGUGGCGCCGACUAACGAAGAACUAGACAGUGAACCGGACGAGUGGGAGGAGCAACAGGUUAAAAAGGCAAUGACUGCGUUACCCGAUAUUACAGGCGACGGCGAUAUUAACCCGUUCAGCGUAGCCCCGCCUCCGCCGCGAUUGCACGAUGCGCCCGCGCAUCUUCGCCCGUUGGCGCUGGAAACGCACCAGCCGCCCACCUCCGCGCCAGAACUGGUAGACGCACUAAAGAAACGGUUGGCCGAGCUGCAAACCGAGCGCGAUUCGACGUUGGCCCGCUUCGACGCCUGCAAAGAGCGUCUGCUGCAUGCGUCGCGCGUGCGCGAGUCACGUUCGGCGCGCUGCGGCGCACUGGACGCCGCCUACAGACGCGCGCAGGCCGUGCGGGGCUAUAUCACCGACCUUGUGGAGUGUCUAGACGAAAAGCUCCCGCAGCUGGAAGCGCUGGAGGCCCGUGCGUUGGCGCUAGCGCGGCGCCGCUGCGAGUUCCUCACCGAACGACGUCGGGCCGAUCUGCGCGACCAGGCGCAAGACGUCCUUGCCCUCGCUGCGCGACCCGGCGCGGCGAAGCCUGUGGACACGGAGGACAAGAUUCGACGUGCGGCCGAGCGAGAGGGGCGACGGCGCGCGCGGCGGCUGGCCAGAGAGGCCGCGGCAGCUGCGGCGGGGGCGGCGCCCAGGCAUCGCGACGGAGACUCCAGUGACGACGACCUGCCGCCGGCGGAGCACCAGCACGUGGCACUCGAAAAAGAAGCGAUCCGACAAAUGUCAGCUUCUCUGUUCGCGGACGCCCUACCGGCUUGGCGCGACCUAACGGGCGUGUGCGCAAAGCUCGCCCGUUGGCGCAGACGCGAGCCCACACUUUACACCGACGCGUACGUCGCCGACUGCCUGCCCAAACUGCUGGCACCUUAUGUUAGACAUCAGGUAAUAAAUAGUACAUUGUGAAUUAAGGGCGGUAAAAAAGAAAUU
Molecule: messenger RNA, 1572 nt
Organism: Hyposmocoma kahamanoa
Lineage: Eukaryota; Metazoa; Arthropoda; Insecta; Lepidoptera; Cosmopterigidae
Product: PAX3- and PAX7-binding protein 1
Exons: 10
Coding region: 1-1548 (515 amino acids)
Biological process (GO): mRNA splicing, via spliceosome; spliceosomal complex disassembly
Cellular component (GO): U2-type post-mRNA release spliceosomal complex; nucleus
Molecular function (GO): DNA binding
Source: RefSeq, a predicted model, not a curated record